AAACUAGUUCUUCGCACAGGUGUCUGUCCGCCCAGUUUGUCUGCAGAGUCAGAAGGAACAGGUGUCUUCAUUUUUGACGAUACACAGCACGUUACAAGUUGAGUUGUGAAGAUGAGAGUUGCCUACCUCCUGUGCCUGGUCCUGACCACAGCCGUGGUUCAGGGAAACCCCCGAGUGAAGCGAGAUGCCGCUGAUCCGCAAAACAACGAGCUCGCGAGAGGAGAGUUCCUGUCCGAUCUUGCGAAAUUGUAUUCUCUUGUAAAGCGCGGCGGCCCCCUGGAUAGCCCAAUGCACGAUAAAGGGCUGAAAGCCGCACUGGCCGUGCGCGAGUUUCGGGAGACCCUUGAAGCUUGGGACGUAAGGAAGGAAGCUCAAGACCGGAGGGAGAGCGUCUUGUCCGAUCUGCAAGAGACCGUCGGCUACAAGAAGCAAGUCGCCCGCGAAGGGGAAGCAAGCAAGACCGGGUUGAAGGCACGAGAGAGCCGCUUCCUGAACGACCUCCAGGAAACCAUGCAGUUUAUCCGAGAAAAAGAUCUAGAUGCCUGACCUCAAGAAAGCAGGUGAAGAAGCCCACGAGUUUCUGAAAUGGCCAAGCUUAGAAGAUGAUUCAGGGCAAAAUUGAAGAAUAUUAAUGAAAGGAAGAUCUCUGAAAAAUCAUAGUCUUGCCCCGUAGUUGUAGGGCCGAUGUUAGUGGCAUUAACAUUUGUUUCGGGGUGUUUUAUUGUUUGACUGGUAAAGGGUUACGGAGACUGACGUUUAACGGUGUAAUUUAUAAUCCUAGUUAUGUAUGACCUUCAUAAAAAAUAUGAUUGGAAUGUAUAUAAUUAAUUAGCGAUAAACAUUUCAAACAUCUAACUGUAGGACCUACACGAGUACAGUUGCAAUUUAGUUUGGGAAUAUAUGAAAGUUACUACAUGUACUACUCCGCAGAUAUCGCUUUCCCUAACCAUGUACUUCAAGUAUUGGUGUAUUAAAAGUAAAAAGUCAAGGAA
Molecule: messenger RNA, 992 nt
Organism: Branchiostoma belcheri (Belcher's lancelet)
Lineage: Eukaryota; Metazoa; Chordata; Leptocardii; Amphioxiformes; Branchiostomatidae
Exons: 3
Coding region: 112-546 (144 amino acids)
Source: RefSeq, a predicted model, not a curated record